Messenger RNA from Symphalangus syndactylus (siamang), 3895 nucleotides. RefSeq names its product rhomboid 5 homolog 1 (gene RHBDF1). Gene Ontology annotation, cellular component: endoplasmic reticulum membrane. Gene Ontology annotation, molecular function: serine-type endopeptidase activity. The record is from RefSeq and is a predicted model, not a curated record. Gene Ontology annotation, biological process: regulation of epidermal growth factor receptor signaling pathway; regulation of protein secretion. Lineage: Eukaryota; Metazoa; Chordata; Mammalia; Primates; Hylobatidae.
ACCGAGCCGCCUCACUGCUGUUUCUGGGCACGUGGCGCCACCUGGUGGUCACUAUGGUGUCUGCGCCCAGGUGGUUUCUGGAAAGUCAUUUGUGCACAGGAGCCUUGGGGCCACCAGCUGCUGCUCUGUCACCCUCUUUCAUGAAUGUGGUGACUCUAUGCAGUGGACCGAUCACACACCCCUUACAGGCUGUCAUGUGCAUAGUGGGCCCUUUGUCCCUGGAGUGGAAGUCUUGGUGGGUAAGAGGGUGAGGCCUGGGUAAGACAGGUCUGAGAUUUGCCCUGGGCACAGACUAGGGUGAGCCUCAUGUCACUAAGACCUCACAUCGGCUGUCCUGUGUGUGUGCAAACUCCUGCAACCCCAGCUGUGCUUUCUCCCCUCCUUCAAGCCUUUGCUCAGAUGUCACUUCACAGGGAGGCCUCACUGCCUCCUGUCAAGCAACCCUAGUUUGCUUUUUUCCCCCCCAUCAUACUUAGCAUCUUUUAACCAGUACAUUCACUUAUUUAAAAAGUUUAUUGUCUAGGCUGUAAGCUCCAGGAGGGCAGGGAUUUUGUCUCGUUUCUCCACCAAUGUGCCUCAAGCACCUGGAGCAGUAUCCUGAUCGUAGUGUGUGCUAAGAUAGUUGUCCCAUGGACUUAUGUUGUCUGAGGACCUAGGAUGUGCCCAGCACUGUCUGUUGGGAUGAACAAGGCAGGCACAGAGAAAGUCAGUGCUGAGCACAUAGUAGUGCUCUGACAGUGGGGGACAUGAGCACCACGGUUGGGCUUAUCACUGCUUCUCCCUCCUCCCGGGUCUGGGUGCAAUGAAUCUUCAGAUGUCAGCGUUGUCAUUACUGAAUAACACACCGUGCCCCGCAGGCCUGCCUUGCUCCGCCAGGAACCAUGAGUGAGGCCCGCAGGGACAGCACGAGCAGCCUGCAGCGCAAGAAGCCACCCUGGCUGAAGCUGGACAUUCCCUCUGCGGUGCCCCCGACAGUGGAAGAACCCAGCUUCCUGCAGGUAGGCCCUGGCCUGCAGGGACUGUGGGUGCCCCCUGUCCAGUAUCCUCACCAUGACCCUGUUGCCCAGCCCCUGAGGCGACAGGCUUUCCUGAGGAGCGUGAGUAUGCCAGCCGAGACAGCCCACAUCUCUUCGCCCCACCAUGAGCUCCGGCGGCCGGUGCUGCAGCGCCAGACGUCCAUCACACAGACCAUCCGCAGGGGGACCGCUGACUGGUUUGGAGUGAGCAAGGACACUGACAGCACCCAGAAAUGGCAGCGCAAGAGCAUCCGUCACUGCAGCCAGCGCUACGGGAAGCUGAAGCCCCAGGUCCUCCGGGAGCUGGACCUGCCCAGCCAGGACAACGUGUCGCUGACCAGCACCGAGACGCCACCCCCACUCUACGUGGGGCCAUGCCAGCUGGGCAUGCAGAAGAUCAUAGACCCCCUGGCCCGUGGCCGCGCCUUCCGUGUGGCAGAUGACACUGCGGAAGGCCUGAGUGCCCCACACACUCCCGUCACGCCGGGUGCUGCCUCCCUCUGCUCCUUCUCCAGCUCCCGCUCAGGUUUCCACCGGCUCCCGCGGCGGCGCAAGCGAGAGUCGGUGGCCAAGAUGAGCUUCCGGGCGGCCGCAGCACUGAUGAAAGGCCGCUCCGUUAGGGAUGGCACCUUGCGCCGGGCACAGCGUCGAAGCUUCACUCCAGCUAGCUUUCUGGAGGAGGACACAACUGAUUUCCCCGAUGAGCUGGACACAUCCUUCUUUGCCCGGGAAGGUACCCUCCAUGAAGAGCUGUCCACAUACCCGGACGAAGUUUUCGAGUCCCCAUCGGAGGCAGCGCUAAAGGACUGGGAGAAGGCACCGGAGCAGGCGGACCUCACCGGCGGGGCCCUGGACCGCAGCGAGCUUGAGCGCAGCCACUUGAUGCUGCCCUUGGAGCGAGGCUGGCGGAAGCAGAAGGAGGGCGCCGCAGCCCCGCAGCCCAAGGUGCGGCUCCGACAGGAGGUGGUGAGCACCGCGGGGCCGCGGCGGGGCCAGCGUAUCGCGGUGCCGGUGCGCAAGCUCUUCGCCCGGGAGAAGCGGCCGUAUGGGCUGGGCAUGGUGGGACGGCUCACCAACCGCACCUACCGCAAGCGCAUCGACAGCUUCGUCAAGCGCCAGAUCGAGGACAUGGACGACCACAGGCCCUUCUUCACCUACUGGCUUACCUUCGUGCACUCGCUCAUCACCAUUCUAGCCGUGUGCAUCUAUGGCAUCGCGCCCGUGGGCUUCUCACAGCAUGAAACGGUGGACUCGGUGCUGCGGAACCGCGGGGUCUACGAGAACGUCAAGUACGUGCAGCAGGAGAACUUCUGGAUCGGGCCCAGCUCGGAGGCCCUCAUCCACCUGGGCGCCAAGUUUUCGCCUUGUAUGCGCCAGGACCCGCAGGUGCACAGCUUCAUUCGCUCAGCGCGCGAGCGCGAGAAGCACUCCGCCUGCUGCGUGCGCAACGACAGGUCGGGCUGCGUGCAGACCUCGGAGGAGGAGUGCUCGUCCACGCUGGCAGUGUGGGUGAAGUGGCCCAUCCAUCCCAGCGCCCCAGAGCUUGCGGGCCACACGAGACAGUUUGGCUCUGUCUGCCACCAGGAUCCCAGGGUGUGUGAUGAGCCCUCCUCGGAAGACCCUCACGAGUGGCCAGAAGACAUCACCAAGUGGCCGAUCUGCACCAAAAACAGCGCCGGGAACCACACCAACCAUCCCCACAUGGACUGUGUCAUCACAGGACGGCCCUGCUGCAUUGGCACCAAGGGCAGGUGUGAGAUCACCUCCCGGGAGUACUGUGACUUCAUGAGGGGCUACUUCCACGAGGAGGCCACGCUCUGCUCUCAGGUAGGUCUCCCGAGUGUCCGUCGUUCCCCUCCCCCAGCUGCUGUGAUGCUGAUCUGCUGCUCUGCGCAGGUGCACUGCAUGGAUGAUGUGUGUGGGCUCCUGCCUUUCCUCAACCCCGAGGUGCCUGACCAGUUCUACCGCCUGUGGCUAUCCCUCUUCCUGCACGCCGGGAUCCUGCACUGCCUGGUGUCCAUCUGCUUCCAGAUGACUGUCCUGCGGGACCUGGAGAAGCUGGCAGGCUGGCACCGCAUAGCCAUCAUCUACCUGCUCAGUGGUGUCACUGGCAACCUGGCCAGUGCCAUCUUCCUGCCGUACCGAGCAGAGGUGGGUCCCGCUGGCUCCCAGUUCGGCAUCCUGGCCUGCCUCUUCGUGGAGCUCUUCCAGAGCUGGCAGAUCCUGGCGCGGCCCUGGCGUGCCUUCUUCAAGCUGCUGGCUGUGGUGCUCUUCCUCUUCACCUUUGGGCUGCUGCCCUGGAUUGACAACUUUGCCCACAUCUCGGGGUUCAUCAGUGGCCUCUUCCUCUCCUUCGCCUUCUUGCCCUACAUCAGCUUUGGCAAGUUCGACCUGUACCGGAAACGCUGCCAGAUCAUCAUCUUUCAGGUGGUCUUCCUGGGUCUCCUGGCCGGCCUGGUGGUCCUCUUCUACUUCUACCCUGUCCGCUGUGAGUGGUGUGAGUUCCUCACCUGCAUCCCCUUCACUGACAAGUUCUGCGAGAAGUACGAACUGGACGCUCAGCUCCACUGACAAGUUCUGCGAGAAGUACGAACUGGACGCUCAGCUCCACUGAGCUGGCUGUGGGCUCCAGCAGGCCAGAGCCAGACACGGCAACCCUGAGCCUCACAGGCUUACAGGAGUCACCUGCUCCAUGUGGGGACUGGCCUGUUUCCUGAACACAGACCUCUUUCUUGUGCCUUGUUCACUUCCGUUGAAUCCCUCGUACUGCCGGGCAUUUAUUAUACUACUUCCUGUCAUAACCUUCUAACUUGUUCCUUGACGACCACCUCAUGUGGCCAAUAAAUGGACUGGGAGCGUUUUAGCUGCCGUUAACUUGA